ACUUCAAAGUUCAAACCUCCCUGCUACUUUCUCUCUAAUUUGAAUCUAGAGAGAGAAACACUUUGGGGGGAGGGAGAAAAAUAUUUUCUUCAUUCUCUUUGUUUUUUUGCUUUUGGAGCCACUGGCUUCUAAUCGAGGUUGAUCUGGUCGGAGCUGUAACAGUUGACAUGAAAGCCGUCAGGAGACAGAGAUCCGGUGCGGCGGCACACCCUCAACCGCCGCAGUUCCCUGAUGGCUUCAUCGAGAAUCCAUCCGGCGACCGAUGGCUACAGUUGCCCGCCGGCCUUCAACACUCUCAGUCAUCUUCUAGCAACUACAUUCCUCAUCUACAGGAUUCCGGGUACUACGGCGGAACUCAGAAUUCAAGAGUCUAUGGAGGUCACCAGAGCACCUACGGAGGAGGGAGCGAUAUCUUUUUGGAGCCAUUGACCCCGUCCGACCAGAGGAGAAAUGGGGAUGACCAGGUCCUGCCAAACGAGUUCAGCCCAGGACUUUUAGAUCUACAUUCAUUGGAUACUGAGCUUCUCCCAGAGUUUCCGCUUCAUGGUCAGCACGGUGCGUCUUCAAUACAUCAAUUUACUCGAAGCAAAAGCAGUGAUGACACAGAAGCAUACUUUGCAAACUAUAAACAAAAUGACAAAGUUCGAAGCCAUGAUAGCAAUGUUAUGAGGAGCUUGGCAACUGAUAAAGAAAAGACUAGCAAUGUUGCAAAGAUCAAAGUAGUGGUUCGAAAGAGACCGUUAAACAAAAAGGAAUUGACAAAGAAUGAAGAAGACAUCAUAGAAACUCGAACAAACACCUUGACAGUUCAUGAGACAAAGCUUAAGGUUGACCUAACUCAGUAUCUUGAAAAACAUGAGUUUGUCUUUGAUGCAGUGUUGAAUGAGGAGGUUUCAAAUGACGAGGUGUAUCGUGAAACCGUUGAGCCCAUCGUUCCGAUAAUUUUCCAACGGACAAAAGCCACUUGCUUUGCAUAUGGGCAAACAGGAAGCGGAAAAACAUAUACAAUGAAGCCACUGCCCUUGAAGGCAUCUAGGGACAUCCUGCGGCUCAUGCACCACACCUAUCGGAAUCUAGGCUUUCAAUUAUUUGUUGGCUUCUUUGAGAUUUAUGGAGGAAAACUGUUUGACCUUCUUAAUGACAGGAAAAAACUUUGCAUGAGAGAAGAUGCUAAGCAGCAAGUGUGUAUUGUGGGCUUGCAAGAGUACAGGGUUUCAGAUGUGGAGAUGAUCAAGGAACUAAUUGAGAGAGGAAAUGCGACAAGAAGUACAGGCACCACUGGUGCCAAUGAAGAGUCGUCUCGGUCACAUGCUAUACUUCAACUUUCUAUUAAGAGGUCUGCCGAUGGCAGUGAAACCAAGCCUGCACGAGUAAUUGGAAAGCUCUCUUUUAUCGAUCUGGCAGGAAGUGAACGUGGUGCUGAUACUACUGAUAAUGAUAAGCAGACAAGGAUUGAAGGAGCUGAAAUAAAUAAAAGCUUGCUUGCAUUGAAGGAAUGCAUUAGAGCUCUUGACAAUGAUCAAGGCCAUAUACCUUUUAGAGGCAGUAAACUAACUGAGGUCCUUAGGGAUUCAUUUGUUGGAAACAGUCGAACUGUGAUGAUAUCUUGCGUCUCCCCAAAUGCUGGGUCCUGCGAACAUACCCUAAACACAUUGAGAUAUGCCGAUAGGGUGAAGAGCCUUUCGAAAGGAGGGAAUAACUCCAAGAGAGAUGCUCUGUCUUCUUCGCUUAAUCUGAGGGAGUCCACAACAAUGCCCUUGUCUGCAAUCGUACCUUCCGUAUCAGCAUAUGAAGAUGACACAGGGCCCGAGGAUGAGGAACCCUAUGAAAGAGAGAUACCACUGCCAAAAUAUGAUGUGCUCACUACUACCAUAUCAGAUGAAAAAACUCGUAAAAGCAAUCACCAGGCAAAGUUUAAAGAGCCCAAGCAUUUGGCUUCUGAAAACGAGCUUAAUGAUCUCUUAAAGGAAGAGGAAGAACUUGUAAAUGCGCACCGAGGACUGGUGGAAGAAACAAUGGAUCUUGUGAAAGAGGAAAUGAAUCUCUUGGUUGAGGCAGACCAACCGGGGAAUCAGCUAGACCACUAUGUGUCCCAACUGAAUGCCAUCCUUUCCCAAAAGGCUGCUGGCAUCCUUCGGUUGCAAAACCGUUUGUCUCAUUUUCAAAGGCGUCUGAAGGAACACAAUGUCCUCGUGUCUUCGCUGCACUAGCAGGAGUGAAGAAAUGAUGUGGUGUAAACUGGAAUGCUCGACCAACAGUAUGUGGCUUGCUUGCAAAUGUGUGCAUGUGUGAUUGUACAAUAUUCUUUAAUUGAGAGUUUGGUAACUUUUACUCUUCAUUUGUAUAUUGUUUUUGCUGCUAGACAAUAUACAAUUUGAUUAUUGUCUUGUCAUUAUAUACUGUUCCUUUUUCAACAGCAUAAAAAUGUACGAGUAUA
Molecule: messenger RNA, 2437 nt
Organism: Cuscuta campestris
Lineage: Eukaryota; Viridiplantae; Streptophyta; Magnoliopsida; Solanales; Convolvulaceae
Source: the annotation of a GenBank genome assembly